Rhipicephalus microplus (southern cattle tick) is the source of this 1892-nucleotide messenger RNA. It is a transcript of the gene Mau2, whose product is annotated as Mau2 sister chromatid cohesion factor. Gene Ontology annotation, molecular function: protein binding. Lineage: Eukaryota; Metazoa; Arthropoda; Arachnida; Ixodida; Ixodidae. The record is from RefSeq and is a predicted model, not a curated record. Gene Ontology annotation, biological process: mitotic sister chromatid cohesion.
UGUGGUUCUGUCAGUAGUAGGUGUUCUGUGGUUCUGUUAGGUGUUCCGUGGUUCUGUGAGCGGCUACUGCAAUGGCGUCAGGCGGGGACGCGACCUACCUGGCCUUGCUGGGUUUGGCCGAAGAGUUCCGCACCAUGAGCCCUCCAAGCAUGAAAAACUGCAUACGCUGUCUCUUGGCAGUGUUUCACCUAAAUCCUGCUCCUAGAAUUGAGGCCAUCACGCACCUUCAGCUGGGUCAGAACCUCAUGCUGUACACCAACAACGCUGAGCUGGCUCAGUCGCAUCUCGAGAAAGCAUGGUACCUCUCCCAGAAUAUUGCAGGUAUGGAUGACGUGAAGUUUCAGGCUGCUAGUACAUUGGCCGACCUGUACGAAAGAAGAAACCAGACAGCACUGGCGAAGCAAAUUUUGAAUACAGCCAUUGAGUGCUCCCGGCACUCUACACUUUGGCACUGCCGACUCAUCUUCCGAAUUGUUCAAAUGUUUGCCACGGAACGAGACUACCCAAGUGCUUGCAGCUUUUUGAGCAUCGGUGCAGAGUAUGCUCACCUGAUGGGAGCACAGUACACACGUAUCCUGUUCCUUCUCAGCGAAGGCAUGCUGCUGAUGGUGGAUCGCAAGCUGGCUGAAGUGCAUCAGGUGCUCAGUCAGGCUGGACAGCUUGUGGAAGCAUGGCAGGGCUCCACCCAGCACAAGGAAGCACUCAAGGUGUUUUUCCUCGUCUUGCAGGUCUGUCACUACCUGUCUGCGGGGCAGGUGAAAAGUGUAAAACCUUGCCUGAAACAGCUUCAGCAAGGCAUUCAGACUAUCACAUCAUUGCACUCGGAUGAGGAGACUGUGCCAUCAAAUCCUGGCGACAUGUUUCACUGGAUGCCCAAGGAGCACAUGUGUGUGCUAGUAUACUUGGUGACAGUACUACAUUCAAUGCAGGCUGGCUAUAUGGACAAAGCGCACAAAUACACUGAUAAGGCUCUUAUGCAAAUCGAGAAGCUUAAAAUUGUCGACAGCAACCCAAUCCUGCACUCAUUCCAAUUGCUGCUCCUGGAACACAUUGCCAUGUGCCGCUUGGUCAUGGGAAAUAAGACACUCGCCAUUCAGGAGGCCUCGCAGGCUCUGCAGAUCUGUCGUCAAGAGCCACGUCUGUUUUCCCGUCACAAACCUCAGCUGCAUACACUUCUGGGCUUGUAUGCCAUGUCCAUGAACUGCAUGGAGGCUGCUGAAGCUCAAUUCAACACAGUCCUUCGGAGCAUGGCAUCACCAGAGCUACGAAUCCUGGCCAGCCUUAACUUGGUUAUUGUGUACCUGCGGUGCCAUCGAGAAAAGGAGCUACAGGAGCUGCUUGUUCGACUUAAUCCAGAGACUCUACCUUCAGCAUCUCACAGUUUACGAGCGGCUGCCUAUUAUGUCCAUGGAUUCAAUGCCUUCUUUCAAGCCCGCUACAAUGAUGCCAAGCGCUACUUGCGAGAGACGCUCAAGAUGGCGAAUGCUGAAGACCUGAACCGUCUCACUUCAUGCUCACUGGUGCUCCUGGGGCACAUCUUCUUCUCGUUGGGCAACAGUCGUGAGAGCAUGAACAUGGUCACACCAGCCAUGCAACUUGCCAGCAAGAUCCCCGACGUGCACGUGCAGCUCUGGGCAUCUGCCCUCCUUAAAGACCUGUACCGACUGUGUGGCCAGCCACUGCAGGAGCAAGAAGCCAUCCAGACGCAUGCCAAUUUCUCACAGCUCUUGCUCAAGGACCACUUUCAGGCGUCUCAACUGCCAGAACAUAACUUGAUUCAAUGGAUUGAUGGAGAGCCACCUGUCAUGAACACAGCGUCAACCAGCUCAGCAAUUCCAUAAACUGGCAUUGCUAGGGAUUCUGCUGAAACUAAAAUUUUAUGUGCGUGCUUA